Synchiropus splendidus (mandarinfish) is the source of this 4053-nucleotide messenger RNA. RefSeq names its product protein bicaudal D homolog 2-like. Gene Ontology annotation, molecular function: cytoskeletal adaptor activity; dynactin binding; dynein complex binding. The transcript is spliced from 8 exons. Bases 314 to 2716 code for a protein of 800 amino acids. Gene Ontology annotation, biological process: microtubule anchoring at microtubule organizing center; protein localization to organelle; regulation of microtubule cytoskeleton organization. The record is from RefSeq and is a predicted model, not a curated record. Gene Ontology annotation, cellular component: cytosol; Golgi apparatus. Lineage: Eukaryota; Metazoa; Chordata; Actinopteri; Syngnathiformes; Callionymidae.
GACAACCCAAAACUACAUUUCCCUUCAAAGGGAACACGCGUUCGAACGUCUUGCAGGGGUCGCCUUUUCCCAAACGAUGAUCUCAACUUAAGUUUCCUCAGCCAGUCUGGGAAAAAAGAAUUAUGCCGUCGAGAAUGAUUAGCGGUUUGCCACGGCGGAGCAAAACUUGCGGACGUGAAAAUAGAGAGAAAUGGGUUUAAAGUCUAUUCGAGUUUUGACAAUGGGAUUCAAAGAAGGGGGCGAGUGAUUCAGGAUCUCCCCGUUUUUCCAUACGCGGCUCCGGCGGUAACUCAGGGCUGGGUCGAGUCUCAAGAUGUCUACGGAGGAUCAAGAGUUCCCCGAAGGGGUGCUGGUGUCAGAGGCCGGGCCGCAGUGGCUUCGUGUCGAGGUGGAACGUCUCAGCCGAGAGCUGCGGGAAACGACCCAGGAGAAGAUUCAGGCGGCGGAAUAUGGACUGGUGGUUCUGGAGGAGAAACAGCAGCUCAAGCUGCGGUUUGAAGAGUUGGAGACCGAAUACGAGGCAGUUCGACAGGAACUGGACCAGCUGAAGGAGGCCUUUGGGCAAGCCUACACCACUCACAGGAAAGUGGCGGCAGAUGGGGAAAGCAGGGAAGAGUCACUCAUCCUGGAGUCCGCCAGUAAGGAGGCGCUGUAUCAGCAGAAGGUCCUGGACUUACAGAAUGAGCUACGUCAGGCCAAAGUCUCCAUCAGCAGCAUGCAAGCUGAAAACGAACGCUUGUCCACCAUCGUCCUGGAAAUGAAAGAGAGCUCCGAGCUGGCAGAGCUGCAGCGCAGUCAGCUGCGUGAUGACAUCAGAGAGUAUAAGGUGCGAGAGGCUCGUCUGUUGCAGGACUACAGCGAGCUGGAAGAGGAGAACAUCUCUCUGCAGAAGCAAGUGUCAGUGCUGAGGCAGAACCAGGUGGAAUUUGAAGGCCUGAAACAUGAGAUCCGUCGUCUGGAGGAGGAAUCUCAGUGUCAGCACAGCCAGCUGGACGACGCCAUGCGUCUCAGAGAGAUCGCCGAGCGGCAACUAACAGAAGCUCUGGAGACCAUCAAAACUGAACGAGAGCAGAAAGCCACUCUGCGUAAAGAGCUCUCCCACUAUAUGACCAUCGGUGGGACGCUCUACAACGGCUCCUUCAACAUCUCUGUGGACAAUUUGAAACUUCACGAUGAUUCCUCCAUCACUGAGCCGGACAACGACGAUUUGAUUCAAGGGUUUGAGAACGGCUUGUUGAGGAGCGGGGACGGCGAUGUGGACGGAAAAGCUGCUAUAUACAAGAGAGGUGACGCCUUCAAACCUGCUCCGAGUCUGGUGGACGAUCUCUUAAGUGAGCUCAACAUCUCGGAGAUCCAGAAGCUCAAACAGCAGCUUGUUCAGGUGGAGCGGGAGAAGGUGGCCCUCAUCAACUCCCUCCAGGAGAGCCAGAAGCAGCUGGAGCAGGCCUAUGGCACUGUGUCUGAGCAGAAGGAGACCGUCAACAAGCUCACAGAGAACCUGAGUGCUAUGAGGAAGCUCCAGGCUAGUAAGGAGCGUCAGUCUGCCCUGGACAGUGAAAAAGACCGGGACAGCCAUGAUGACGGCGACUACUAUGAGCUGGACAUAAACGGCCCAGAGAUCUUGCAGUGUAAAUACACGGUCGCAGUGUCAGAAGCUGGUGAGCUUCGACAGGAGCUGAAGACUCUCAGGACGCGAUAUGAGACAUGUCGAACGCAGUACGAAGACGAAAGAGCUCGUCUAGAUGCUGAGGUGCAGGAGUUGAGGUCCAAGCUGUCAUCUCUGGAGAAGACCAGCCAAGCGGAUCAGGUGGAGAUGGCUCGUCUGGAGAGGGAGCUCCGUCGAGUCACAGAGGCUGCUGGAGAGUCGCUCUGCAGCCUCAAUGUGGCCCAAGAUGAACUGAUCGCUUUCAGUGAGGAGCUGGCUAAUCUCUACAACCAUGUCUGCAUGUGCAACAACGAAACCCCCAACCGGGUUAUGCUGGACUACUACAAGAAGGGCCAGCCUAUGGUGAAGACUGAUGGACCGGUGUUGGACAGUGGUGCUAAGAAAGAUUCAAAUAUAGUGCCCUCAACAGCAGAACAUCGCCCAGAACCCAUGAACGUCUAUAACCUUGUAGCCAUUAUUCGAGACCAGAUCCGACACCUGCAGCAGGCUGUGGACCGCACCACAGAGCUGUCCCGUCAGAGACUGGCCAACCUGGAGCUGAGCGCUGUGGCAGAUAAGGACAAGGAGGCCUGCAUGGAGGAGAUUCUCAAACUGAAGUCGCUGCUCAGCACCAAAAGAGAACAGAUCGCCACUCUGAGAGCCGUUCUCAAGGCCAACAAACAGACUGCAGAGGUCGCUCUGGGUAACUUGAAGAGCAAGUACGAAAGUGAGAAGGCCAUGGUGACCGAGACCAUGAUGAAGCUCCGCAACGAGCUCAAGGGUUUGAAAGAAGAUGCUGCUACAUUCUCCUCACUGAGAGCCAUGUUUGCAACACGAUGCGACGAAUACGUGACCCAACUGGAUGACAUGCAGAGGCAACUGGCUGCCGCUGAGGACGAGAAGAAGACGCUGAACUCUCUGCUGCGAAUGGCCAUCCAGCAGAAACUGGCCCUGACGCAGAGGCUGGAGGACCUGGAGUUCGAUCACGAGCAGGCGCGGCGGAGCAGUGCCACGGUCUCCAGCGGCCGAGGCAAAACAAAAGGCAAAGGUGCUUCGUCCAGUCACCACUAAAUGCCUCAUGGUCAUCACGUGGUCUGGAACUCAACUCGUGGUGUCUCCACUUCGACUCACAGUCCAGCUCAUUUCAAUGUUAAAACAUGCAGUAUUUACAAAUCUGUGUUAUGUGCCAAAACAAACAUUUGUAUUCCCCGUCAGCUCCGUCUGACUUUGUUCAUCGCAUCAGCUGUCAAGGCAAACCUCCGAACUGUGAACUAACUCAGUGUAGAGGAGUCCAGGGGCCUCAUUUGUAAAUGCACACAAGAGAGUGAGCGCGGCAAUUUCCUUUAUAACCCUGUUCACUCUCACCACUGCGUACUCUGUCAAUGUUAAAAUGAAUGCAGUUCUUGUGUUUGUCUUUGUAUGAACAACAACCAUAUUUGGGCAUUUAAAAACCAGGCUGACAAUAUUUGCAGUAGGCAACAAUAUCUCCGCCAAGUUUUACAAAUGACGCCCCAAGUCUUCGAUCAGCUUCUGGUACUCUGAUUUAGUGUGGUUGGUUGUUUGCUGAUUCCUGUCUCCCGCCACUCUUUAUUGUUUUCCAUCAAUCCAAACCGUGUGCAUGUUUAAUGCUCGUCUCCUCGCAUGACUCACGUGUAUCACCUUUAUUUAUUUUAGCUGCCAAGCAGGAACGGAGUGACAAAUGAGUUUAUCUGCCUUAAAUGUUUUCGUUUUGUCUUCCUGACAUCCCUGACUGGGAUCUCCUGAGCUGUAUAAUUAAUGUUAUGGAAUAUAAUGCAAUAUAAUAUUUCAAAAUUGAUCCUGAAGUCAAUACUUCACAUCCAGGGUUGUCUGUCAAUCUAUGAGCAGGACAGAACUGCAAAGAGGAGUUUUGCUAAGCUUAUUUAAAUACACCUAAGUUAAGGUCAGAUGUCAAUAGUAUUCGUAGAAAAACAUGAAGGAGAGUUUUUAUUUGUAUUGCGGUCUAAGUUGGUUUUCCUUGGACAAAACACCCACAGUGCCAUUUAAUAUGUUGAUGAUGAAAGUGCCGCUCACAAUCGAGGCUUAGAUUUCUUCCUUGUUAAACGUUUCUAUAUGUUUUAUUUCUAUAUUUUUUUUAUAUUUUUAAUAUAACAAGAUUUGUAUUUAUUUGCCUCUUCUCAGACUGGGGUGGGAUGCGUCGUCAUUUUACUUCAUAAUGGAGUUUGAGUUGCGACCUGUGAAACUGAUUUCCAGACAGCAAAACUGGCGGAUAAACUCUGGAGGAGUUCGUGACUUAACAAUUGUGUGUGCCAACAGUUGUAUAUUAAAGAGAAAAUAAAUCUUAACUUUCACAAUGCUGCAGUGGACAGUGAUACUUUACUGAUACAGUACUGUCAAUGAUACUGAGAGCAUAUGUUUGAUCUGCAAUU